UCCGGACCCCAGUCCCAGGAACCAGCGGCGACCACCUACCCCGGACUCAAGCCAGCGCCGGGCCUCCAACUCCAGCCCCGACCCCCAGACCCUUGCGCUGGGCCUCCGGACCCUGACUGCCCCACGAGUCCAAUCCCGGACCUCGGGUCUCUGGAGCCCCGGCCAUGCUGCUGAUGAAAAAGGAUGCGUCGGCCCGCAGCGCCACACACUCGGUGCCGAGCGAGGAGACGGUGAUUGUCGUGGAGUUCAGCCCGUUCGACAACUGUGGCGCCGACAGCCUGAUCGCCUACGGGGGCGACAACUACGUGGUGGUGGGCAACUGCCGUUUCCAGGAAGAAGAUGCAGACAUCAAAGGCAUGGAAUACAAGACCCUACAGACCUUUCACCGAGGAGUGCGUGUAUGUGCUAUUGCCUGGAGCCCAGAGACUACAGUUGACACAGUGACACACCUGGUAAAGCUAUGCACAGCAGAUGCAGACAGGAAGUUGCGAUUGCUAUCAUCUGACCUCAGAGACAAUACCACAUGGCAGGUGAUUGAGGGCCACACGGACUACAUUAACGAUCUGGUAUUCGAGCCCAUCAACGGGAAACAGAUUGCGUCUGUGAGCGAUGAUCACACGUGUCGUAUCUGGGACCUCGAUGGAAAUCAAAAGACUUCGUUUCUGCUUCACUCUCCGGGAAUGAGCUUGUGUUGGCAUCCUGAGGACGUGUUCAAGCUGAUGGUGGCGGAGAAGAAUGGGAUCAUCCGCUUUUACGACCUGGUUACUCUGCAGGCUAUCCUGUCUGUGGACUGUGGCCAGAUGCCAUUGAUGUCGGCCGACUGGUGCCUGGGCAACACCAUCAAAGUUGGUGCGGUGGCGGGCAAUGACUGGUUGAUCUGGGACAUCACCCGCUCCAGUUAUCCCCAGGAGAAGAGACCAUCACACUUGGAUGGAGCCCAGAGAUUUCGGUGGUCAAAAGCUAAUGAAAAUCUCUUUGCAACAACUGGCUACCCGGGCAAGAUGAACAGUCAACUGCUUGUACAUCACUUGGGUCAUCCGCAGGCUAUCAUGGUCGGCUCUGCUCCCGUGGCUUCAGGCUUGAGCUGGCACCGGACACUCCCGUUAUGUGCUGUUGGCGGCGAUCGCAAGGUUUUAUUUUGGAUGACGGAAAUGUAGAGAAGUUCCCCUUAACUGCUUGGUUGCACUAUCGAACAUUUUAAGUGUUGGCUUCACUACUGUACCUGUGGUCCCUGGACCAAAGCAUCAUGAUCACUUCAUCUGAGAGGGCCUCGAGCUCAACAUUAAAGAUUUGUUCAUUUUGA
This is a messenger RNA of Amblyraja radiata (thorny skate), 1303 nucleotides long. It is a transcript of the gene nup37, whose product is annotated as nucleoporin 37. The record is from RefSeq and is a predicted model, not a curated record. Lineage: Eukaryota; Metazoa; Chordata; Chondrichthyes; Rajiformes; Rajidae. The transcript is spliced from 9 exons. Gene Ontology annotation, cellular component: nuclear pore outer ring. The coding region runs from base 165 to 1157 and encodes 330 amino acids. Gene Ontology annotation, molecular function: protein binding.